UACACAAAACAGCUCUGGGGGCUGCUGAAGUCCAGAAUGAAGCAAAGAGCAGCAGAAGCGAGUGCUGCAGUGGGAGCAGAGUAGGCACCGGCAGGGAUUCCCACCCUGGGGAGAAUUCUGCAGCUCCAUUCCUUCUGGGGAUUGAUUCUCCGGCACAGCCAGGAGGGAACUAUCUGGGCUUGACAGAAAGUCCUUCACCAGGGGAGGGAGAGCGCUGAGUAGCCAGAUGGAAGAGCAGCACUAAAUUUGCCCCCUUUUUCUGCUGACCUGGAGCAAAAGGAGUUUGGAGCCAAGGAUAGUCUCUGGGAUGGAUGCUGGCAUUUAGUCAUCUGAUCUGACUCAUUUUGCCUCCAGGAAGGGCAAGCAAUGGCUGCCAAAGGGGUGGAAUCCACACCCAUGCCACCCGUAGCCCAGUCCAGGAUGGAGAACUUCAGGAAGGUCAAGACGUCAGAGCAGGAUAGCCCACUGCCCUUCCCAGACUUGCCCCCUGGUGUGGUGGAGAUGAAAGUGAAGGAGGGCAGCAAGAUCAGGAAUUUGAUGGGCUUUGCCAUGGCCAGGAUGGAGCUGAAGGGCACCCGGCAGAUAGUCUUCAGUGGCUGUGGUCGGGCAGUCACCAAAACCAUCACCUGUGUGGAGAUCAUGAAGAGGAAGCUGGGGGGCCUCCACCAGGUCACCAAGGUGCGUUAUAAGACCCUGCUGGAGGUCUGGGAGAACAAGGACCCUCAGCCUGAUGGCCAAGUGGAGAAACUGACCGUCCACAAGAAUGUGCCUUCCAUCUGUAUCCUAUUGUCCAAGGACCCCCUGGACCCCAAUGAGAUGGGCUACCAACCUCCGGAGCCCAGGGAUGGGCUGUGGGCUGAAGAUGGGGGAACAGAGGAAGAUAGACUCAGUUCACUUCCGCAAGGGGUGAAGAGACCUUUGGCACUUCCGCACGGGGAGCUGACUAACAAGAAAAUGCAGGUACAGGUACCAGAGAGUCAAAAGGGCUUGGGGACUAUGGACUACAUGCUGGACUAUCAUCACUGACUCACCCCCACCCCCCAGAGAAAUAACUUAAGCCAUAUGUAGUGUACAUAGAAAAGAGAUUAUAUAUUGAAGACACUCUAGAUUUUUAGACGCUUUGUAAUCAAU
Messenger RNA from Gopherus flavomarginatus (Mexican gopher tortoise), 1131 nucleotides. It is a transcript of the gene RPP25, whose product is annotated as ribonuclease P and MRP subunit p25. The transcript has a single exon. NCBI's taxonomy places the organism in Eukaryota, Metazoa, Chordata, Testudines, Testudinidae. Gene Ontology annotation, molecular function: RNA binding. The record is from RefSeq and is a predicted model, not a curated record. Gene Ontology annotation, biological process: tRNA 5'-leader removal. The coding region runs from base 367 to 1026 and encodes 219 amino acids. Gene Ontology annotation, cellular component: ribonuclease MRP complex.